Theileria equi strain WA is the source of this 2829-nucleotide messenger RNA. RefSeq lists its product as hypothetical. The record is from RefSeq and is a predicted model, not a curated record. NCBI's taxonomy places the organism in Eukaryota, Apicomplexa, Aconoidasida, Piroplasmida, Theileriidae. The transcript has a single exon. The coding region runs from base 1 to 2829 and encodes 942 amino acids.
AUGGUUCGCCUAGUGCCAUCCUUCCUGAAAAAUGUAAUCCCCGGAGUAUAUUCAAGCACCGAGGAGUCCACAAAUAACACGGAACAAGACGAAGGAACACGCUCGUCGGAGGCUCCUCCACCUAUCACACCAAUUAAGGACAAAGAAGCUCUUGAAGUAACCACAAAUAUCGCAACUAUAGCACUAAUAGACUGGGGACCGCCGAAAUUAGGCACCAGCACACGGACAGAGGAUUCUGGAAGCAGAUCUAUAUUCAACUUUUUCGGAACAAGUGAAAACUUGUCCACUAGCAGGACAUGUAAAGUCCCCAAAGUGCAAGAAUCAGACUUUGCACUCUAUAUACAGCAAAUCGGAGAUGUAGUUUUACAAGGUACAAUGCAGCCUUUGGACUCUGUAAUCGUCCCAUCACACGGCCAAGCAGAUGCUACUUCUGAUAAAGUACAGAAGAAAUAUUUUGAAGAAUCGUACCAGUUGAGUGGGAACAAGGUAUUUCAACUUGGUCUAGAACAGGUUCCAGAGUCAAUAGCCCACUUAGAAUCGCAAUUAAAUACGGUAAAUAUGCAACUGAGUGAUCUAGUUGGUACACAUUUAAGGCAUGUAAGCAACUCAUUUUCUUGUGUUGGAGAGGUUAAGGAUUGUUUUUUCAAUGCAAAGGAAAAACUAAAUGGUAUACGUUGUACAUUCGAUUCAGUACAGGCACAUUUAUAUUCAUCUCCCACGUCUUGUGAUGCACCAGAAAGCGAUAAUGCUCUACCACAAAUUCUCGCAAAAAGGAAGGAGAUUCGAGGUAUAAUUUCAAAAUUGGAAACUCUAAAGGCAAUAGUAUCAACUCCAGACUAUAUACAAGGGAUCGUAGACAUAAGUAACAUUGCCCUGGCACAUAUUUUCUGCACCCUGACCAUAAACUACUUUAAUGAUCUGUCGAAAUUUACCCUUGUAAAUUCAGUAGCACUUGUUAUUAAAGAUACUAUUGCAAACUUAGAGAGAGUUGCUGAUGCAAAAUUUAUAGAUUUAGUAAAUUACACCUUCACGGAGUGCUUUAUAAGCCCUAAUGUGGAUGAUGUUCUUUCCAGUACACUCGGAAAAAUUGAGCCUAUUCUCAUUGUUUUGAUUAUGGAAAAUUCUCUGAAAAGUUCACUACAAACACUGGAGAUUAUGUACUCGAGGACUGGUGAGGACAAAACACCAAGCUCAUUUCCAAAGGAUACGUUGGAAUGCAUAAGAAAUGCGUAUAAAUGGUACACAAAACUCGUGCAAAGGAUAGUAUGCAUAUCAUUAAUGCACAGUGAGGGUAAAUAUAAGCAAUCUCAGAAUGAAUCUAAGCGAAUUGUAGAGCAAGUCUUCCUGGUAAUGCAUAAGGGUAAUAUUAAUACCACUCAAUGCGACUAUUCAACACUUUUAAAGGCCACAACUAUUUUGAAGGAGCUUUUUAAGCUCCCAGAAGUUUGUAUAUUCCAAUCUGCGCGAGAAAAUGAAGAAGUUCUUGGUUCUACUCCCAACUCAGAAGCUUCUAUAGAAAUCAUAAUUACUUCCAUCAGGAGCUUAAAGGUGGUUUUGGAUGAACUUGUAACAAGACAUUUAGUUUCAAGUUUACAUGCAUUUUGUACGCAGAGCAACUCGGUCGAAUCGGCGGAUGCUCUCUAUUCUAGCCUAGAGUUAUUGGAUGAUUCUUUUGGAUUAGUCAUAGAUGAGAUUAAACUUAUGGAAGAAAGUUGUAUGGAGACGACGUGCAACAUUAUUUGUAGAGAGUAUAUACAACAUUUUAUUGCUGAUCCAGAACCUCUUGUAUCCACAUGCAGGGAGUUGCUUACCAAAGAAGACAGAGUGCAGAUGUAUAGCACCCUAUUUAGAGAAAAGAUUAAUUAUACAGGGAAAAUCUUGGUUGAGUCACUUUACGCCGAGUGUCUUGGAAACGUGCACAAUGAUCUUUUGGGUGAAGACUGGACUAGUUACCAAGAUUUACACUAUGACUGUAAUGGAACUAUUAAACCAUUUAAACUUUCCAAUACGGUAAGAAACAUGUACGAACAACUAAAGGUCUGCCAAAAGGUCUGUAAAAUGUUUCCAGAUAAUAUAGAACUUCUCUCUAGGUGCAUAAACACAUUUGCACAUUACAAUACACUGAUGGAAAUGCAAAUUGAUGAGACUGGUACGGUAAGAAAGUUUUGUCUCAUUUUAGAGAGUCUACGCUUCUUUACAUUUUUGAUCCCACAGUUUAUAAAAGACGUAAUAUCCGUAGACACUACCGCUAAUGAAGAGUUGGAAUAUCAUGAAUCGCUUGUAGGACUUGGCUCAAACGCUGAAAAGUGCGUAGUGGAAUUGAGAAGAUUGUACAAGAGAGCACUAGAAGCUCUAUCUGGGCAAAUGUUUGCAACCUUUACGCCUCUUAUUUUGGAAUGGAUAUUUUAUGAUGCUGCAGAUACUAAUGACUAUCUUGAAAACACCUUUACUAUAGAAUCGAUGGAGACCGCAAAAGAAAGCUUCACGUCUAGUAUAUCAUCUGCUUCUCAUGUGUCCAAUGAAGAUUUUAUUGAAACGGACUUUUUGGCCGAAAAUGGCAAUUCUGGGAUUGAGCCAUUUAUCACUGCUAUAAAGGAGGCUUUUGAGGAGAUUAGUGAUAUACUUGGAAAUCUAGAUGAUUUGCGUUAUAUUUUCAAGACUGUAUUUGAUAAGCUUUUAAUUGUUGUUACCUCUCAAGAUCCACCAAUUGAAAAGAGUGACAGAUUCUCGAAUGACUGCACAAAAAUAUUAACUGGCUUGUUACACUGCACCCAGAUCAAACUUGAGACAUUUGCAUUUGCCAACGCACUUUCUAAUGAACUCUCGUAA